CCUCUCAGUCCCUCCCGGUCGCUCAGCUGUGCAUCACAUGUCGGGUGGCGCGAGUCCUUCUACCGCACGGAUCACUGUUAAACGUACGUACGCGAUCCGUCGUCUACCUUCGGUUUACCGUCUAUCAUCGGCGCGCGUCAGCCCCGUAUUAUUAUGCUGUCAGCCAACGUGUCCACGUCAACGCAUCGUCACGAAUCGAUCACGAAGUGCCUCGAAUAUGCGGACGGCGUGACGAACGCGGGUGACGGUGCACGCCGCUUUGUUGAUACGCUGAGUUCUGUGUUCAGGCCGCGGAGGCCGCCGCGUCUCACCAGCGUCUAAAGAGCCUCGCGACUCCUUUUCCCCUCCCCGCGCGAAUUUAAACUGCCACCGCCGCCGGUGGCAGGCAUACACCCGUGUGAUUAGUGCGUGACGAAAAGUUGGACGGUACGAUGACCUAAAGCGGGAUAGAAGGCGAGAGAGCGAGAGGGAGAAAGAGAGAGCGAUAAAGCGAGUGUUCUCUUGGGAUUUAAAACGUGCUGGUCGAGUGUGACAUCCUCACCGCUCGCUCGUGAGAACCGGUGUCUUUUCGAGAGUGCACGUGUUAUCCUCGCACUCCGAAAUUUCGAACUUUCGCAUCGUCCUUACACAUGUGUCCACGCAUCCGGUGUAACUCUAUGGAUCCGCGAGUGUAUCGUGCUCCUCGUGUCGGCGUCGUGAAUCGACAUCCCUUCGAACAUUGUUGAACGGAGAGUGCUCUCCGUGUCUGCCGAAGAGGAUAUACGGAAGGUGUAUGUACGCCACGUGCGAUAGGACACUCCGCGCGAGAGCAAACACGAUCGAUCCGUCUAUCGAUUAUCGCGAUUACACGCGAGAGCAGCGCGUAUAAUACACACGUGACACACAGAUACCCCGACCGAGUGAUAUCGCGUCAUCGGCAGAAGCUGCGAAUAAUGUCGACGGGCAAGAGGCUGGCGAAGCGCAGCAUAAUCGGCACCAGGGUGUGCGCUCCCGGCGAGGAUGGCAAGUAUUAUAGCGGCGCCAUUUACGCCGUGAAGACGCCGCAAACAGCCUCCGCCGAGUCGCCGCCGCCGGGCCAGAGCGUCACGCCGAAGACCCUCUAUUCCGUGCGCUUCGACGCCGUGCAGGGCGGCUGCCCGCCGAGUCCCAGCACCGAGUAUUCCGAUCGCGACCUCAUCGGUCCCGGCUUCGGCUCCGUCACCAGCGCCCGGCUUGUACCCGGUCAGAAGGUGUAUCUGACGUACAACGGUCGGGAGAUCCACGCGGAGGUCACGGAACAUCGCCAGCACCUCGACGAAGUUGACGUGGUCAUUGCCCCGAACGGACAGGAGGCGUAUCAUCGCGAGAUGUACAAACAACGCUACAUGGACGGAAGUGUAAGGAAGCGGCGACAGAUGCACGAGUUUAAACAAGGAGCGAAGGGCACUAUGAGUCUAACCAAACGUAUAGACGAGAUCAGGUUGCUCGAAUCACGUAAGAGUGCCCGGCUGGCUGAUCAAGCUACGGAUUUUGCCAAACUCGCCGAUAUGGCUGGCGAUCGUAAGCGGGCGUCCUCCCACUCCAUCGACGUGCCACACGUGAUGGCAUCCAGGAAACGACGACCGAGCUCGAACAAUGAUUCCGAACGGAUGUACAGCGGUUGGGGCGAGAGGGUCUGCGGACGUGAGGGUUGUCGCACCAACGAACGCGGUGAUUGCAUGGACGAAUGCGCCGCCGCCCUGGUCCUUAUGUCACUCUCGUGUUCACCUCGCAGCCCUCACAAUCCCCCGCCACUUCACUGCCAAUACAAUGAUGGUUCCUGGGGGAGUCGUGGAGGCAGAGGUGGUAGUAUGGUCGCCGAUUCGCCUGACGUCGGCGGUAUGUCAAACAGCAGUAGCAGUAGCGGGGCUUCCUGGCGAAGUGGUACCCCCAGUCCACCCCUCAGCGAAGAGGAUGUGCCAACCAGGAGUUCACCGUGUCCGGCGACCUCGCAUCCCUCGCACAAUCAACCCCACUAUCCCUACAAUGCGUCCGGCUCGUCGUCGAGCAGCACUCCUGGCUCGUCUACGUUAGACGAGGGUAUAGUGCCCGACUAUAUCGAGGAGCAGCACCCACGUAAGAAGAUUCGAGCGAAAGUAAACCAGGACCCGAUCGAGACGGAACCAGGCGCUUGCGCGACUUUCGAAAGCGAACAGGCGAAUGCGGCAGUGGUCUUUAAGUGCACUUGGCCAGGCUGCUUGGAAAUCAAAGCGACCGUUGCGCUCAUUGAAGAACAUGUGCGCCAGUCACAUCUGGGUCCAAAAAAGUCAAAGGGAUGUGACAGCGAAGAUGAUAUGUCCGUUCACGAGGAGGAAUUUUAUUACCAAGAAGUUGCUGUGGAUCAUAUGAGCUCGCCUCCCACAAUGUCUCAUCGGGACAUGGCGAGACCGCCACACGAGGAUCCAGAAUAUCAGAAACAGCUUCGUCUUGAGGCGGCUCCUACCACGAGUAGCUAUAUCGAGAACGUGAUAGUUGGUGUCAGGGAACCAAACAACGCGUUUACGAUCUCACAAUCACCGGGUACGCCCAACAAGCACAUCAAACUGUCCCCACGACCAUUGCAAGCGUGUCACCAACAAAAUAUAACAACGUCCACGGGUAAACCGUCCUCCCCGCGGCGAACGCGCAGCGAUGUUAAAAAAUGUCGCAAAAUUUACGGUAUGGAUGCACGCGAUCUUUGGUGCACUCAGUGUAGGUGGAAGAAAGCCUGCACCCGUUUUUGCAGCGAAUAGGCCAAGCGUCCGCCCCGUUCGUACGUCCGUGGGCGGAAACCUUUGUCAAGUCGACCUCAGAGUUUGCCAAUGCUACGUUGAACAUUAAUACCAACUGCCAAAUGCCAAUCAUCGUAAAAGAAAGUGAAGCGUUGAAAAGACUUCCACGAUUUGGAACACGAGACCACCUCGUUAUUGCCGGUUGUAGCGAAAACGUUAUAUUCUAUGGGAUAUUAUUUCAUCAAUACCACAGAAAGCAAAGCGCAUAAAACCAGCACCUCUUCUUCUUAUUUUCCAUUUUGGUUUCCGUCGCCGAGAUGACAGGCACGCGUUUUCGAUGACAAACGUCAUUCUACAAUGACGGCUGGCGGGUGAUUUAAAGGAUCGUUAUUCGUGCGUGAUAUAUCUUUCUCAAUUUAAUCAACUCAUAAAAGAAGUUCACGAUGAAAGAUUUAUCUGAACGAUUUCUGCUCGUAUUUUGCACUUGGCAAACUCCGAUCGAAUCCCUUAAUCGUAACAAGGGAUUUUUCGAUUAAUAGGUAGCGAAUAAUUGGCGUGCGGAGCGAGGCAAUUUUAAACUGUUGCAUUCUUUGCGUUUUCAGAAGAGAGCGCGAAAUACGACCUCGCUUCCAACUCCGCCUGAUAAAGAGAACCUUUUGGUUCGGUACGUAUUCUACAAGAUACGAACUCAAAUUGAACAUGCUCUUCGAAGUAUCGGUUCCCGAAUCGUUUCUUAGAUCAUUGCGAUAGAUCUUCCUUCUUCCGUUAGAAGCGCAACCGUGACGCGCUUUCGGUAAUGACGGAACUAAAGGCGUUAUAUCAAGCCUCAGGGACGUCGAUUCUUGAGGAACAAGCGAUCGAAUCUAAUGAAUGAAGAAAAGACCAGCUAAUCGAUGUUUGGUCUAACCGUUCAAUGGUAAACGAAGACGAGCAAGUUAAAGAGUCUUGCGUGAAAAAAAAUAGAGCUACUAAUUGUGAUAUUGUAUCUAAAUUUACCGGAUCUGUGCCGCGAAUCGAACAGGAAAGCGCAAAGAUGGGUAAAGGCGUGAAGAAAUGAGAAAAAAAAGAGAAACCAAAAUUUUAUACACCAAUUAUACUGCCAGAUAAAUAAUUCAAAAAUUGUUGUUCAAACCUCUCUUACACGCUAGAGAGGCAUUAUAUGUUGCACGGCAUGCGUUGCCGUAUACCGGGCUUAGCCUUGUUAGCCUUCUGACGACCUAAGAUCGUGUUCGCCAACAAAGGAGCUGCAUGCGCAUAUUGGGGUAGGCUACGCAGUUGAAUCGAUCGAUCUAUUAAGAUGUAGUGAAGGUCUCGCUCUAGAUGACACACACACACACACACACACACACACACACACACACACACACACACACACACACACACACACACACACACACACACACACACACAUACACAUAUAUAUAAAUUGCGCGUGCAAAGAACGAUAUAUUCGUAUAGAAUCUAAUACAUCAUUUCUUAUACUCCUUUCUCGCUUUGAGCCGUUCGCGGAACGAUUUAUUUAUUUGAAUCGAUUACUUUGAAAUAUAUUUGAUCUCGAUAAUAUUUCUAAUAUAAUAAUAUGCAAGAGACACUCGCAAAUUUUAUAUAUUGACGAAUUUGACGAAGCAAUUUUUACAAAUAAAUAAUAUGCUCUAAAAGAAUUCAACGUCGCUUAAAGAUUCUUCUUUACAGCUAUAUUGGAUUAUAAUGUCAGAAAUGAAAAUUCAUAUGAAUCUUUUGCUUUUGUAUCAUAUAAAAAGAUAUUUCUUCGUGUGUCACAAGUCAUAUUCACGUAUACAGUGCAAUGGAUUUAUUAGAAAUUCUUUUUGUAUUUAUUUCUCGUUGGUAAAUCAAUUAUUUAAUUUACACAUGCCCUGCAUUUUUAACAAAAAUGAAUAUAACAAUAAAUAAUGAUUUAUAGUCAUUUGUAUGUUAAUGAUAUGCGAGAAAAUUAAUUUGUGUCAUACAGUACGAGAUAAAAUUCAUUACUUAUUCAAUUAUAAUUAUAUAUCAAAUUAUAAUUAUAUUCAUAUUUCUAAUUACAUAGCUACAUAAAGUUAAUAUAUUAUUUAUAUAUAGUUAUUUAUAUAGUUAUUAUAUUAUUUAUUGACAGCAUAUAUGAAAAAGCUAAUUUAUUUCAACAUCACUUAUUUCAACAGUACGACGUAAUAUUUAUAUAAUUUUUUAUUUCUGACAUUAUAUCCUAAUACAGUUGCAAAAUAAAAAGUCGAAAUUCUUAAGGUUUUAAUGCAAUAAAUGACAGAAGUAUUUCAUAUUUGACGGAAGAAAAUCGGUGAGACGUCGCAUUAAAUACCAUAUUAAAUGGUAAAAAAUAAUAAAAAAAGCGACACACACACUCGCCACAAUAAAAGUUUCUUCCAAUUUCUCGAACGAUGUUUAUACUUUAGUAUAAUUAUCUUGUAUAUUAUGUGUAUUAUCUUGUAUAUUUCAACCCUCGUUUUAUAUAAUUAUUAUAUAAUUAUUAAUUAACUUAAUGUGGUAAGGAUUAGUAUAUUAAUAUUGUUUAUUAAUGAUAAUGUCACGGAUUUAGAUUUUAUCAGCAUAAUGAAAUGUCAAUUCUAUUGACAAAAUGUACUCAAAUUAUAAUUGUAAUUAUAAUUUGAGAGUAUAACUCAAAAAGAAACGAAUAAUUCUCGUAAAGGUAUCGGCACCUUUGUGUUCAAAAUCAUAAGUAUCGCGUUGUCAGUAUUUCUCGAUGUUUUAUCAAUAUUAUUGUAUCUAUAUUUAAAAAACAAUUGCUUUGAAGUUAUUUUGAAAAUUAUCAAUAACAAUGAUUGCGUUAUUUAACAUGUAAUGUUGUCGUCGCACAGAGAAAUUUAAUUUUUGCCUCUCUAAAUUUGAUGCUGUGCAUUAUAAGACACAUUGAUUAUAUCGAAUUGUCUCUCGAAUCUUAUUGCGUUUUAGAAUUUAUGAAAUAGUAUUUACAAUUGAGAAUUAUUACAGCGGGUUACGCGAGCACUAAUGCACUGUUGCAAAUGCUGAACAUAUAUUAAAAAUUUUUACACAGAUAGCAUGACAUUCACAAUGAUUAUAGAGAAUCAUAUAAUAUAUAAAAUACUCGCGAAAUAAAACGUUAACAUACAAGUACAGAUAGCAUAGAAAGUAAUUGCCGUCCAUGUAGGUUCCCUCCUGCGAUCAAAAUUGUUACGCUCGAUCAUGUCGACAUAGUCUUACCAAGGACAAUAUCUAAACGGAAACUGCUAAAAAGAGAAGAGUGAUACUAUCAUUUAAUACUUAGUUAUUAGCAUAAUUUUUCCGUCGUGGUUUUACUCUGUGCAAUCUGUACGCGUGUAAUACAUAUAACGUUAAAAAAGUGCGGCGGUAACAUUAAAGUUUAUAAUGUUGAAGAGAAAUUGUUGCUAAAGUUCUAUGUUUUACAGCUUCUACUGUAAAACAUUUUUUUAAAGAUAUUGUUUUUAAAAAAUUUUUUGAAGUUCUGUAUACAACAUUUUCUCGUUGACAGAAAUAUUUGUUGAGAUAUUUCUAAUCCUUUAAACUUCAUAAUUUCUGUAUUUAUUUUUAUUCGCAUCUUUGAUUGUACAUUUAGAGUCAUGUAUAUCUUUAUGUCUGAUGUUAAGCAUGUCUCAAUUAAAUGCAUUAUAUGCAGUGAUUCAGAAUUGUGCCUGAUAGUCUGGCAGUUACAAAAUAUCUGACGCUUGCAUAUAUAUAUAUAUAUGAAAGAUUAAGCUAUCUCUAACAUUAAAAAAUAAAUACCGAAUUACAUAAUAUUAAAUUAAUUGAAGUAAAGAGAUAAUUUUAGAUUUUUUAAAUCAAUAAUCACACGUAAUAUGUACAAAUAUUCAAAUACAUACGAUGUAUGGAAGUUUAAAAAUGCCGGAACUUUAGAUGCGAAGGCAUAUAUGACACUGAAUGUACUAUAUUGACGGUUGUGUAGAUAAAACAUUAAAGCGAGAAUCAAUCGCCAAUUUAAAUCAUUGAUGAAAUGACAAAUAAUAAGAAUUAUAUCGUCUAAUAUAUUUCGUGGUAAUAAUAACAGUCUUUUAGCUGAUCAUUUAAGCCUCCAUCUUGGGGUAAAAAUGCGGUAUAAUGCGAAAUUGCUACGCGAAUUUAUAUCUGUCAUACAUUUGGCAAUAAAUUACCAAUGAUUCUCGGAGAAGUUCGUAUAUAAUUUAUUGCUGAUCCCCGUGCACAAUGAUAACUCGAGCCGACAUAGCUAGCCAUGCUAGGAACUCUCGACGGGUCGCGUUGAAGAGAAUUUUGGCGGAUACUUUAUGUGGGAUGGCACUUUACGAAUGUAAACAAAAGUACAAGUUCUUAUUAACUGUGCCAUUACGUAUGCCAAAUAUUCUCUAAUAAAAAAAAAACGAGCGAGAAAGGACAAACGCUAUACGAGAAGACAGGAAAUCUUACGAGCGAUAUAAGUGAAAUAAUGGAGGAGCAGUGGAAUAUACACAAAGUUUAAAACAUUUGUAACGAAAGCUUUACAGACUUAAAGAUACCUCAGGUUUAUUUCAUACGAAUACGUAUCAACAUACAUACGUUGUUUUGUUCGAAGCGAUUGAUCGAUUUGUAUUGCUCUAACGCUCGAUCAGCAAAAAUAUCGCUGUUAAUCCAUCGCUUCGAUCUGGACAACUGACUGAUUGAACGUUACAAAGUAUAAUAUGUAUUCUUCUUGCAAUGUUAAUAUCAAUAUUAUUUAGUUAAAUCUCCUCCCGUCGCAGCGGCUUCACGCACUGUAUAAUAUACAUAGAAUCGCAUUUAAUCGGCAGCCUGAAGAUUUUCGAGAUCGCGCGUCGUCGUCCUAUUAUCACGCACAGCCUAAGCUUAGAUAUUCCCCGUCAGCGAUAAGCAACAAAGAUCCCCCCGUCAUCCGAGAUGUAUGUUCCAUCAUUGCUCUCGGACGUCGAGCGUUGUGUACGAAAUAUUUGCAAAUAUCUGAUAAUAACAGAAAUAGGCUCAAAGUACUAACGAUACUAGAUGAGGAAGCGCAAACUCACUUUAUUUUUAUUUUUUUUUUUUUUUGAAAGUGGAAUAACUACCCUAUUGGCACUGCCUAUAGGAUUAUGUGGAGUUUGCACUCGUUAAAUCACCUCCAAUUCAGGUGUGUUGGAAGAACCUUAAGGACUACCGUGGCAUAUCGUUAGUAUCAUUUGCAAAUAUCUCUUAUCAUCGCCAAUUCUCCGCGUUAAACCGAUCACGUUCACGCUCGUGGGUGAGGGGGAGAGAAGAGAACCGCCGCUACCUUAUUGAGUUGUGAAUUGAACGCAUCUCAUUUGAAGCCAGCUACUGCACAUAUAGUAUAUAUGCGUUCGCGGUAAUCGUCAUUUUCGGAAAUUCACAUUAUAAUCGGACUUUCGAUCGAUUCGACGGGCGGGCCAGUUAAGCGAGCGAUCGGGAGGUUUGGUAGUCCCGUUAUUCGCGGGGCCCCAUCCGAACACGACGAUCGCUCCAAGGGGUUAAUGUCGGAGCUCUGUCCCAGCACGUUCGCCGAGAUACCGAAAGAAGGAGAAGUGUUUCGCGGAUUAAAAGCUAAUGGCCGGGAUUAUCAUACCAAAACGAUCUCAUAUCGAUUUAAUGAACUGUAAUUUUCAUCAGUACGCGGCCGAGCCAUAUAUGUAAAUCGCGCUCCAGGAACGAGCGGCAACCGUCGUCUGUAUCCCAGAUUGUAUCGCGACGAAAAUGUUGUUAAUAACGCGAACGAUAGAAUCUGUGAUACGCGACACAGGGAAGAAUGAUGUUUAAAUGAAAAGUGAUUUUUUUUUUUUUUCAAGCAUAAAGUUCAUUUGCUUUGGAUCGUUUGCGCUCGGCCGACCGUACAACGUAAAGACACAUAUUAUUUUAUUAUAAUAUUAUAUUAUAUAUUAUUAUAUAUUAUAUAUUAUAUAUUAUAUUACAUAUGAUUACAUUAUUAUAUAUAUUAUUAUCAUUAUUAACUUUUAUUAAUUAUUAUUAUUGCAUUCAUCGUCGUCGUCAUUUUAACUCUUAACACUAUUAUGUAUUAGCGUCACUCAUAGUACGUUAAGUAAUACUGUUAAAGCGCGAAAUCUUUGUUAAUAUUAUUACGUUAGGUGAAUCGUUAAUAUUACCCUGCGUUAAGAGGGUGUUUCAAGAGAAGGAUCGCGCGCGUUCGAAGUGAUUCAAAAACAUCGAGCAGACCAUGAGAUCAGAACAAUCUCGCAAGACGUGCAACAUGCGACUCUAUCAUUCUUAUAUCUGUAUAUCGCUGCAAACAAGCUUCUAUUUAUCAAUAAUGCGUAUAGUUAUAAAUGCUGUGAUUAUGUCGCAUUAUUUGACACUCUCGAUUAUUCUGACUGAAAAAAUUACGAUGCAACGUUAAUUACAUUUGAGUGUAAAUCUUAUGGUUAAGACAUCGUAAUAAAGAUAUCUAACAAAAUCGUA
Messenger RNA from Cataglyphis hispanica, 9110 nucleotides. RefSeq names its product zinc finger protein 395 (gene Glut4EF). The transcript has 9 exons. Gene Ontology annotation, biological process: regulation of transcription by RNA polymerase II. Gene Ontology annotation, cellular component: nucleus. Gene Ontology annotation, molecular function: RNA polymerase II cis-regulatory region sequence-specific DNA binding; DNA-binding transcription factor activity. Bases 933 to 2750 code for a protein of 605 amino acids. The record is from RefSeq and is a predicted model, not a curated record. NCBI's taxonomy places the organism in Eukaryota, Metazoa, Arthropoda, Insecta, Hymenoptera, Formicidae.